AUGGCUGCUCAGCACGGCGACCUUGGCCAUCUCCUACCGUUGACCUAUAAGCGUAUGAUUGCCGCUUGGUUGGAAGAGGAUUGUCCGAGUUUAGAUUACGGCGGCUUCGUGGUUGGGGAGGUUGAGGGCGAGGCAAAGUUGCUGGGCAAGAGUAAUGGAGUGGUAGCUGGUGUUCCCUUUUUCAAUGAGGUUUUUGCGCAACUAGGCUGCACCGUCGAAUGGAAAGUCAAAGAAGGAGACAAAAUCGAACCGAUUACAGUUUGCGCCAUAGUCAGAGGCCCUAUGCGAAAAUUGCUCCUCGGGGAACGAGUUGCGCUCAACAUAUUGGCUCGCUGCUCGGGAAUCGCCACAAAAACAUCAUCCCUGCUUAGUAUUCUGCGAUAUCAUGGGUGGAACGGCAUCCUAGCAGGCACUCGCAAGACCACCCCUGGAUUCAGGCUCGUCGAAAAGUACGGCAUUCUUGUAGGCGGUGCUGAUCCACACCGUCACGACCUCAGUUCGAUGACCAUGUUGAAGGAUAACCACGUCUGGGCAUGUUAUAAUAAGGAUCGGGCGUCCCACACUGCUAGCGGCGAGAAUAUAACCAUUGCAGACGCGAUUCCGUCCGCCGUCGAUGCUGCUCGAGCGGCUGGUGGGUUCGCUGUCAAGAUAGAGGUCGAAUGCCGCAGCAUUGAGGAGGCUAAUGCGGCUAUUGGUGCUGGCGCGGAUAUUGUGAUGUUGGAUAACUUUACGCCAGAAGGCGUGCGUGAGGCUGCGCAGCAGUUGAAAGACGAGUGGGAUGCCAAAGGCAAACCGAGGGGAAGCUUCCUGGUGGAAGUUAGUGGGGGGUUGAGGGAAGACAAUGUGGCCGACUUUGCUUGUGAGGAUGUUGAUAUCCUGUCAACCAGUAGCAUUCAUCAGGGCGUGGGCAUUAUUGAUUUCUCGUUAAAGGUUAUGUUAAGCUGA
Uncinocarpus reesii 1704 is the source of this 945-nucleotide messenger RNA. Its product is annotated as nicotinate-nucleotide diphosphorylase (carboxylating). Gene Ontology annotation, cellular component: cytoplasm. Gene Ontology annotation, molecular function: nicotinate-nucleotide diphosphorylase (carboxylating) activity. Lineage: Eukaryota; Fungi; Ascomycota; Eurotiomycetes; Onygenales; Onygenaceae. The coding region runs from base 1 to 945 and encodes 314 amino acids. The transcript is spliced from 4 exons. Gene Ontology annotation, biological process: NAD+ biosynthetic process; quinolinate catabolic process. The record is from RefSeq and is a predicted model, not a curated record.